Eruca vesicaria subsp. sativa (arugula) is the source of this 2201-nucleotide messenger RNA. The record is from the annotation of a GenBank genome assembly. Lineage: Eukaryota; Viridiplantae; Streptophyta; Magnoliopsida; Brassicales; Brassicaceae.
AAAAAAAUCAAUUUGCUUUCAUCCUAUUGAAGUAGUUUUCUCAAAGCUCCAGUCAUGUCUUCUUGUUCCACUCUCGUGUUCCUCUUCCUUCUCUCCUUUCUCACAAGCUUCAGAGCUUCUGCUCAAGAUCCAACUUACCUAUACCACACAUGUCCAAAUACCACAACUUACUCAAGAAACAGCACUUACUCCACCAACCUCAGAGCCCUUUUGUCUUCCCUCUCUUCCCGCAACGCCUCUUACUCCACCGGAUUCCAAAACGCCACCGCUGGGCAAGCCCCUGACAGAGUCACCGGACUUUUCCUCUGCCGUGGAGACGUCACACCUGAAAUUUGCCGUAGCUGCGUCGCCUUUGCCGUCAACGACACGUUAAAUCGGUGUCCGAACCAGAGAGAGGUGACGUUAUAUUACGACGAGUGCAUGCUCAGAUACUCUAACCGGAACAUUCUCUCGACCCUGACCUCCAGUGGAGGGGUUAUCAUGUCUAACAGCCAGAAUGUUACAUCGAACCAAACUGGGUUCAGAGAUUUGGUCUUGUCCACGAUGAACCAAGCAGCUGCCGAUGCAUCCAGCAGUCCUCGGAGAUUCGAUGCCAGAAAAACCAACUUCACCGCGUUCCAGACUUUGUACGGACUAGUUCAGUGUACUCCUGAUCUGUCGAGACAAGAUUGUUUGAGUUGUCUGCAGCAGAUCGUCAAUCAAUUGCCUUCUGACAAAAUCGGAGGAAGACUUAUGGUGCCGAGCUGUAACUCAAGAUUCGAGCUUUACCAGUUUUACAACGAAUCCAAUGUUAGAACACCACCAUCUGCUCCGGUUCCUCCUCCUCAAGUGUUAAUUCCUCCGCCAACUGGAGGGAAAGGUGGGAACUCAACUGUGUUGGUGGUAGCUAUUGUUGUGCCUAUUAUAGUCGCUAUUCUGCUUUUCAUAGCUGGUUAUUGUUUCCUUGCAAAGAGGGCAAAGAAGGCUUAUCACACAACAUCUGCAUUUGAUGGAGAUGAUAUAACAACCGCAGAGUCGCUGCAGCUUGAUUAUAGAUCAAUUCAAACUGCAACAGCUGAUUUUGCAGAGAGUAAUAAGAUCGGUCAAGGUGGAUUUGGUGAGGUUUACAAGGGUGCAUUAUCUGAUGGGACUGAAGUUGCAGUGAAGAAACUCUCAAAGUCCUCUGGACAAGGUGAUGUGGAGUUCAAGAACGAGGUUAUUCUUGUUGCAAAGCUACAACAUAGAAAUCUGGUUAGACUUCUUGGGUUUUGUUUAGAAGGAGAAGAGAGGGUACUAGUCUACGAAUAUGUGCCCAACAAAAGCCUUGAUUACUUCCUCUUUGACCCUGCAAAACAAGCUCAGCUGGAUUGGUCUCGGCGAUACAAGAUUAUAGGUGCCGUUGCUAGAGGGAUUCUAUAUCUUCAUCAAGAUUCACGACUCACAAUCAUACACCGUGACCUCAAAGCAAGUAAUAUUCUCUUGGAUGCGGAUAUGAAUCCUAAAAUUGCAGAUUUUGGAAUGGCUAGGAUCUUUGGACUUGACCAAACUCAGGAGAACACAAGCAGAAUAGUUGGUACCUAUGGUUACAUGUCUCCUGAAUAUGCAAUGCAUGGUCAAUACUCAAUGAAAUCUGAUGUCUAUAGCUUCGGAGUGUUAGUUCUUGAGAUUAUAAGCGGCAAGAAAAAUAGCAGCUUCUACCAAACUGAUGGUGCACAUGACUUGGUCUCAUAUGCGUGGAGGCUUUGGAGUAAUGGGACACCACUAGACCUCGUGGAUCCAGUUAUCGUAGAUAAUUGCCAGAGGAAUGAAGUUGUUCGAUGUGUCCAUAUUGGUCUUUUGUGUGUUCAAGAAGAUCCUGUAGAGCGUCCAACCUUGUCAACCAUUGUUCUGAUGCUCACCAGUAAUACUGUGACAUUACCAGUGCCUAGGCAACCAGGUCUUUACUUUCCCAGUAGACCGGAAAAAGAAAAAGAUCCACUUGAUUCUGCUCAAUAUACAUCAACUCAAUCUCUUGUAGGGUCUGUUGAUGAUGCCUCGAUCACAGAUGUGUAUCCUCGUUGAAGACGAAUGUGUACCGUCAUGCCUGGUUUCUAAAUCAAUUAGUUUUGAAAAUAAGAUGUAGUGUAACUGUUUGUAUUGUUAUUAUAGCCUCAAGCAUAUAUGAGUUGUAUAAUAUAACAUCUGCUUUUUCUUGGAGAAAAAUAGUCACUUGUUUUGCCAUA